Molecule: messenger RNA, 5835 nt
Organism: Monodelphis domestica (gray short-tailed opossum)
Lineage: Eukaryota; Metazoa; Chordata; Mammalia; Didelphimorphia; Didelphidae
Gene: TNFRSF8
Product: TNF receptor superfamily member 8
Biological process (GO): transmembrane transport
Molecular function (GO): protein binding
Source: RefSeq, a predicted model, not a curated record
AGGGGCGGGGCGAAGCAGGGCGCGCCGGGGCUGAGGCGCACACAGCACCUGGACUGCGCGCCCGCUUGCCUCUAGCCCGCUAGCUUCUCUCAGUCCGCCAGCUUCUGCCCCGCGCGGGGAGGGUGGCUGGAGAGGGCUCCCGGCGGGCUCGCCCGAGACCGCCUCAAGCUGUCGGGGGAGUCCAGGGAGGGAGAGCUGGGCAGCCCCGAUUUCUCUAGCUUCUCCUUCUCCUCUGUGGCACUCCAGCCCCGCAGACCAUGGCCACUCCGCGCGCUGCGCUGGGGCUGCUGCUCCUUGGAGCCGUUGGAGCCCUCCCGCAGAAACAAGAGCCAUGUGGAUCCAGGUUGUAUCGCAAUGAGUCUUCUGGGAGAUGCUGCUACCACUGCCCCUCAGGUCAGGUGCCUCGGCAGUCAUGUCCCCAAGGGCCUGAAGGCUGCCGAAAGGAGUGUAAUCCAGACUAUUACUUGGAAGAUGAGAGGAAAUCUCUCUGCCUGGGCUGUGUUAACUGCAGUAGAGGUGACCUUGUGGAGAAGAUGCCCUGUACCUGGAACUCCCCUAGGGUUUGUGAAUGCAAGGAUGGCAUGUUCUGUACCACAGAAGCCACCCACAGCUGUGCCCGUUGUAAGAAGCACUCCCUCUGCCCAGCAGGGACCAGAAUCAAAUUUCAAGGUACCUCGAAGAAGAACACUGUCUGUGAGAGCUGCCCCCCUGGGACUUUUUCCAGCCACAGCUCCAGCAAGGAUUGCCAGCCUCAUACCAGCUGUACCACGAUGAUCAGACAAAUGGGGAAUUCCACCCAUGACAAUAUCUGUGCUGCCCCUGAUCCAUCAACCUUCCCAAUGGAAUCUGUUGUCAACCCACACACAGUCUCCCCAACAUCCCUAGAUAUCAGAGACUCUUCCAAUGCCACAGCUGACUCCUCUUCUACCCAUGACACUGGAACUAUCUCACCAUCUCUCACAGGAAGACCCAAUCCAGGGUCUGACUCUCUUUUCUGGGUGGUGACUGUCUUUGCUGUGACUCUGGGCUUUGUUCUGUUCCUGAUCUGCCAGCAGAGGGCCUGCAGGAAGGGGAUUCUGCAGAAACUCCACCUCUUCUCUGGCCAAGCCUUCCAACCAAAGGUCACGUCUGUGGGUUACAGCCCCAGGAAAAAUUGCCAACAGCCGGGAAUUCUUCCAAGGAAUGCCGAGAAGAGUUCUGAAAAGCAAGGGUUAAUAAGCAGUCGCCCCGCUCUGGAGAUAAACCAGCAUGUGACCUCCUCCUCCAGGGAACCCAUUGGUGUGGAUCUGAAUGCAGCUGAGAAUUUCAGCCCUGGUGAUAUUCCUGAGCCCAGGGUGGCCACAGAACAUACCAAUAAUCAGAUUGAGAACAUCUACAUCCUGAAAGCUGACACAGUAAUUGUGGGGUCCGUCGCCAGAGUGUCCGAGGGCAGGAAUCCCAGCAGCACCCUGGGACAGGAGGAGGCGGCCCUGGAGACAGACCAGUCUCCCCGCUAUCCAGAACAGGAGACGGAGCUGUCCCCUGGGGGCCACGUCGAAGUCACCUUCUCUGUGGAGGAGGAAGGGAAGGAGUACCAUUGGCCCACAGCCGUGUCUACCGAGUGAGGGGUGGCCUGGGCCAGAGGAAGGAGCUCGGACCUCUCUGAGAGCAAACUUGGAAAGCCGAGACAAGCCGGCGCUGAGCGGGGGGCCGUUUCUCCAAGAUUUGGUCUCAGGACUGAAGCCUGAGCCCACCUUCCUUCAUGAGGGGGUUCUAGCUUCAGCCAGAUGUCUACACACGGUCCCAGGCCUACAUUUUUUAAAAGGAAGAUAUUUAGGGACAAGAGGGCUGCUCAAGACCCUGAUGGGAGUUUGGUUUCGUGCCUCCAUCACUCCUCUGGAAUUCAGACCUGUCUCUGUCUGUAGGGGACCUGGAGUCCAUUCCAUCCAGAGUGGCAAAGACCAAGCAGGCUGGCUUAAGCCCUUGGCCACGUUGUUUCUUCUUCUGCAAACCAAAACCCUUCAGUCUCCUUCCCACAAGGCUCCCUAUAACCAGCCUGGCACAUGCCAGGCGGUCAGCUACUGUAAACAUACUCCUUGGACAAUGUGGGUGCCUCAGAAGUGGGCACCAAGCCAGUCCCCUGUGCUUACACUUGAUUCAAAAGGGAAGUUGAGUUGGAAUUUGUGUUCAUGAUGGAGCGCCUCCUCUUUAGAUUCUAGGGGUCCUGGGCAAAGAUCAAUGCACCCCUGAGGGUCAGGGGUGCUCCCAGCUGGCAGGAAAUAUGAGGGAGGCUUCUAGCUGCUGCUGACCAUCCCAACACUUGGGGCACCAUGGAUCCCCCCAUCCCAGUGAUUUCUGGGUGGGCAUCAGCUGCUCAUCUCCAGUGCCGACAUACUUCCUACCUGGUGCUUCCGCAGUCUCCCUGCCACCAAUCAGACAAGAACAUCAUUUAGAACAAGAGAUUUUCUAAUGGGAAAGUCUUCUCUGUCAUCUGGACCCUGAGCCCCCUCCCAUUCCCUCUGGCUUAAAGCAUGAAGGAGAACCUGGGCGUGAGGGAGAUGCAGGUUCCAAUCCCUCCUGACACUCAUGGCUGUGUGACCCGGAGCAAGUCACUUCUUUUUGCCUCAGUUUCCUCAUUUGUAAGAUAGAGGUGAUCGUUUCAGCUCUCUCCCUGAGAAGGAGAGGGGUGGAGGGCAGCAGUCUGAGAAAGAGGGAACAGAGAAGCGCAGAGGAUCCUGGGCGAGGGCUACCUCGGCUCUUUGUGCCUUCUUCCCUUUGAGAGGGUUGAUGGCCAUACCCAGAGUGACAGAGAAGCGACUUUCACUAAGAAUUGUUGAGCUCGGAGAAUGGUCUGGCUUGCUCUUGGGAAUCAAUAGCUCAAUGAGACCUUGGCAUUGUAGCCAGGGAAACCCUGAACCUUUGUACUGAGAUUUUAGAGUUGGACUUAUGCCUAGUUUGAGCCUCUGUUUACAAGGGGGGAGGAUAGUAAACAACCCAUCAUUUGUCCUGGUACAUAUCUGUUUCCAAAUUCAGUGGAUUGAGUAAGUGCUACAUAGAUUUAACUGAGGCCAUAUAUGGCUGUUAAGAGAACAUGUCGGGGGCAGCUGGGUGGCUCAGUGGAUUGAGAGUCAGACCUAGAGACAGGAGGUCCUGGGUUCAAAUCUGGCCUCAGACACUUCCCAACUGUGUGACCCUGGGCAAGUCACUUGACCCCCAUGGCCUAGCCCUUCCUGUUCUUCCGCCUUAGAACCAAUACACAGUGUUGAUUCCAAGAGAAGGUAAAGGUUUAAAAAAAAUAAGAAUAAAAAAGAGAGAAAACACAUGUUUGGGGAUAGUAGGGUAAAACAUUGGAUCUGGAGUCCAGAAGACCUCUGUUCAAAUCUGAUUUCAGACACUUCCUAGCUGUGUGACCCUGGACAAGUCACUUAACCCCAAUUCCCUAGCCCUUAUUACUCUUUUGUCUUAGAACUAAUACUAAGACAGGAGGUAAGACAGACAGACAGAGAAACAAGCAUUUCCACAAGUCUGUUUGAAUUUCCCAAUUUCACCUUUGGACCCACAUCCAACAUACACAUAGGCUGACAUCUUUAGUUCAGCAUAGGUAGCAAACAGAGUCCUGAAUAUCUCAUUUCUUUUUUCUUCUUCUUCUUUUAAAAUCCUUACCUUCUGCCUUGGAACAGAUACCUAGUAGAGCAGUAAGGAUUAGGCAAUGGAAAUUAAGGGACUUGCCCAGGGUCACACAGCUAAGAAAUAUCUGAGGUCAUAUUUGAACCCAGGACUUCCUGUCUCCAGGCCUUAUUCUCUCUCCACAGAGCCACCUGGCUGCCCCUGAAUAUGUUAUUUCAUACAUGAAAAGCUGGAAAGAACUUUAGAAGUCAUCAGUUGGGAUUCAGGCUCCAGCUCUGAUGAUUACUACUUAUGUGACCUUGGACAAGUCACUUCCCUGUGCUAACCUGUUUCCUCAUCUGGAAAAUGAAAGGAUUCAACUCAUCAGAGGUGUCAAACUAGGUUAAUGGCUGCAAGCUACCAAGUAAAACUUUCUAGUGUAACCCAAACCAGAUUAAAAGGUGGCUGGAAAAUGUUUGACAAAAUAACUAAAAAUAGAAUACAAUGUAUAUAAUGUUCAUUGGGAGUUUCUGAGUCAACAUGAACUGGCAAGGCUCUUUCUUUUUGAAUUUGACUUCAAUAGACCAAGUGGUCGCUGAGGGACCAUUAAGCUCUAAGUCAAUGGAAACAUUUCCAUUUUACAAAUAAAGAAGCCAGUCUCAGAGAGAUGACUUGUCUGAGGUUACCAACCAGGGCAGUAAGUGGCAAAGUCAGAAUUCAAAUUCACAUUCUCUCCUUCCAAAUCACUUACUCUUUGCCCCUACAGAAAUGGAGAGAUUAGAACUGUAAACCGCUCUGAUUCCUUUCCUCCAUUAUCAUUUGAAUUCAACACAGCCCCCUUGAGUUGUGAUGGAAGUCACUUAGCAAAACUGAGGCUUUCCUCAUGGCACAAGCUAGUCUGGUUGAGAAUCUUGAGUUAUUCUUUUUUUUUUUUAAUCCUUACCUUCCAUCUUAGAAUCACUACUGUGUACUGGUUCCAAGGCAGAAGAGUGGUAAGGACUAGGCAAUGGGGGUUAAGUGACUUGUCCAGGGUCACACAGCUAGGAAGUGUCUGAGGUAAGAUUUGAACCCAGGACUCUCAUCUCUGGACUUGGCUCUGAAUCCACUGAGCCACCCAGCUGCCCCCUAUUUUUUUUUUUAACUGAAGCAAUUCACCAAUUUUUGCUUUAUCCUUAUGCAGGGGUUAUGUUAUGUUCUUAUGUUGUUAUGUUCUCUGUGUUGUUCCAAUUCCAAUAGAAUACACGUAUGAAUAUAUAUAUGUAUAUAUAUAUGUAUGUGUGUGUAUAUAUAUAUAUAUGCUGAAACCAGCCUGGACCAAGGGAAAAGAUUUUAGGAUACCUACCAAAUGACUUUCUGCACUGUUUAUUGAUAAAUCUACAAGCAGCUCUUGACUAGAUUUGUCUUCAUCAGUUGGCAUUUGGUUGUCCUUCUCCCUUAGCCCACUAUAAACUUUCCAAGGGGAUCUUCCUAAGGUAAAUCUUUUUUUUUUAAACCCUCACCUCCCAUCUUGGAAUCAAUACUGUGUAUUGGUUCCAAGGCAGAAGAGUGGUAAAGGCUAGGCAAUGGGGGUCAAGUGACUUGCCCAGGGUCACACAACUGGAUAGUGUCUGAGGUCAGAUUUGAACCCAGGACCUCCUGUCUCUAGGCCUGGCUCUCCAUCCACUGAGCUACCCAGCUGCCCCCACAAAGGUAAAUCUUAACAUCGAAAUGUAAAUCUCCCAAGCUUAUAUAGAAAGAUCAAUCUUCCAAAUAUACUUGCCUCGGGCAAACCUUUAUUUUUCCUUUGGGGCCUUUGUAAAUUCUUACCUCCCUUUUUGGCUGCUAUAAAUUCAAACCCGGCAUGGUUUUCCUCCAUCUCUGAUGUCAUUAGACUACAGAAACUCUAGGAAAUCUCUCUUCUUUGCUCAGCUAAUUAAGAACUCUGGGCCAAUGCCAAAGCAUCUGUAAUAAAGCUUGGAUUUUGCAUCCUAGAUCUCUGCAUGUUAAUAAUUUUAAUUGACACCAUAUUCUUGUCAAGGAGACAGCUAGGUGGCUUGGUGGAGUCAGGAAAACCCGAGUUCAAAUCCAGCCUGAAACAUUUAGUUGCUGUGUGUCCCUGGGCAAGUCACUUAACCUCUAUUUGCCUUAAUCCACUGGAGAAGGAAACAGCAAACCACUACAGUAUCUUUGCCAAGAAAAUCCCAUGGACAGAGUGACAAAGAGUCAGAUACAAGUGAACAACUGGACAACAGUACCUGUCAAAGAAUUAGU